This is a messenger RNA of Anopheles cruzii, 2887 nucleotides long. RefSeq names its product ran-binding protein 3 (gene RanBP3). NCBI's taxonomy places the organism in Eukaryota, Metazoa, Arthropoda, Insecta, Diptera, Culicidae. The transcript is spliced from 4 exons. Gene Ontology annotation, molecular function: GTPase activator activity. The record is from RefSeq and is a predicted model, not a curated record. Gene Ontology annotation, cellular component: nuclear pore; cytoplasm. Gene Ontology annotation, biological process: protein export from nucleus. Bases 189 to 1685 code for a protein of 498 amino acids.
AUAGCAAAACACGGCUCUGGAACGGGGUUUCUGUUUAAUAUACAGUGAAAAUACACUGAAAAGCUAUAACACUGUACAACCGAACAGCUGCCCGACCAACGAAAGAUUAUCACAUCCUGGAAGGUUCAUCAGCCGCAAGCCAAGAGUGUUGUGUAUAUUGAGGAGAAAGAAAAGAACGCUUCUGCCGAAUGGCGAAUGUUGAACGAGACGACAACAUGCUGAACGAAGAGCAGGAAUCGUCUCAAUCGAACAGCAGUAACGGGUCGAGUGGCGUCGUCCAACCGUCCUCUGGCUUCCAACUUAAAUCGAGCAUCCUACGCCAGUCCACGUUCGGUGGCUCGUCUUUUCUCGGUGGUGGAUCUUCGUCCAGCAACAGCAUAUCGCCAUCCCCGUCCAUCACUGGCUCGGGUGGUGGCAGCGGCAGCGGCGGUGGCGGUAUCUUGGGCAACAGCUUCAAUCUCAAACCGAGCGUGCUAAAACCAUCCCAACUGAGCUUCGGUGGCAUCGGUGCCAACAGGGAAGGCAAUGGUGCAGACAAGAACGGAAACGAUCCUGUGGCACCACCGUCGGUGGCGUCGAAUCCGUUUCUUAAAAUGCAAAACAGCGAAGACGACCACACCGAGAACGAAACCAGCGAUUCGAAGGACGGUUCCGCCGGUGGCAAAGGAGACAGCAAUAGCAACAGCGUCGAUCCACUGGCAAAGCUAAAGAGUGCUUCCCUGCCGAAGUCGAACCUGUUCGCGAACGUUGGCAAAUCCACGCUUAGUGAAGCUUCCGGAUUUGUUUUCGGGCAGAACGUGCACGAGCGAGUGACCGGCGAAAACUUGGCCAACACGGGCGCAGGAAACUCUCUUCCGACGACGGGGUUUUCGUUUGCCACAAGUGGCACCGGUGAAACAGGAAGUGUUGGAGGAGGUGGAGGAGGAGGAGGCAGCGGUGGUGAUAGUGGAACUGCAUCCGGGGCGGCUGCCACGGGAGGCUCGGCGACGGGUGCAGCACCGAGCGGAAAGGACGGAUCCGAUUCAUCUGACGGUAGUAGCCGUGAGCCGAGGGAUCGCGAGAGUUUGGAGGAAGCGGCCAGAAGGUAUGAGGAAAGUCGCGGUGCCCUGAAGCGUAAGUACGAGGAAGUGGAAACAAUCACCGGCGAGGAGGACGAGCGGAACGUGGUAGAGAUUGUAUGCAAACUAUUUGCAUUCGCCAAAUCGAACUGGGAGGAACGUGGUCAUGGCAUGCUGCGAUUGAACGAUAAAGAUAACAACGAAUCUCGCGUCGUGUUUCGACAGUCGGGCAAUCUACGCGUUCUCAUUAACACCAAGGUCUGGUCUGGCAUGAUCGCCGAACAACCGAGCCAGAAAAGCUUGCGUCUAACAGCAAUCGACAGCACUGGGCAAAUCAAAGUGUUUCUCGUGAUGUCUCGGCCCGAAGUCAUUACGAAGCUGCACCGGGAGCUAACGAAGCGUAUCGAAACGGCAAAGCAGAUGGCUGAACAGGAGGCGGCGAAAGAAAACAAGGACGAUAAUCAACCGCCGCUGCCUGGAGCAGUCAGUGGCGAUGGCGACGACAGUAUAGCGGUAGAUGGGUCAACGGACGACUCCCGAACGGCUCCGGAUCCCGAGGACAGCCCCACUACCGCUGAGCCGACCGCUAAGAAGCGCCACAGCUUAUCGGCUCCACCAUCGUCUUAAGUUUGUGUGAUGUGUGCGUGUUUUUUUUUGUUUGUUUUCGGCUUCAUUAACUACUAGCGGGUUUUUUUCCUAUUCACCUUAAAGCGAUUUCCCGAUCACCCCAUUCAGUGGGCGAAAGAGAAAAGCGUGGUCACCGAUAGAUGGGCAGAUCGACACAUGUUGCUGGUAGUAAAUGUUAACUGAAAAGUUGAUCAAUUCAAAGUCGAGGAGUUGUGUCCAUUAUUCAGACGCUGCCCGUGACAGUCGAGUAAAGUAAGCAAACGUUAAACCAGAAAAAAUACUAUGCACACAGGUUGCUCGCGAAAAACGGAAAAUGAUGAUAGAUGAAAUCGCGGAUGAAAGGGUGGGAAAAUCGAUUUUUUAAAAUUCAACAAAAACACGAGCAAUCUAAACUGUGCUAGGCAGUAGGGGGAAAGUUUUACAAAAUGGUCGCUGAUGAAAGUAGCAAAUGCAGUGGUAACGCUGAUUUCGAUAGUCCAUGCCGUUUAACCUUAAAAAAUCUGUACUCAAUUAUGGCUCUUACAGCACCAGGAUGAGAAGAGUGGGUACAUGCGAAAGAAUCCUCCGCCGAUAGUCAGUGGACUAUUUUUAAUUUUCGCGAUACAAUCGGCGCCAUGUACACAAAAUGGAAACGGCGGAGUAGAGUGGAUAGUGAAAAAAAUACCUUGUAGCAAAGAUAUUGCUUCCAGGUGGAAACAAUAUUCUAACGUGAAGAGUAACCUUUGCGAUGUGUUCACGUGCCCUGUGAAGGGGAGGCGACUAGCGCUUGACCGGCGCCGUGUCGCUUUCCGUGGGGUCCUAGGGUUGUACAUUUAGUUCAAAGAGAAACAGGGUGUUUGCUUAUUUCUAAUAGACCAUUUACCGUGUUGUGCUAGUUUGAUACUUGCCACCUUUCGCCCUUGAAUGUAUAUUCGCGUGUGCCAUUGUGAGGCACUAUUUGUGAGAAGGAGGGAACCGAGUGGAGCGCACAGUACCUUCGAAUGACUGUGAAUGACGGCAACGAUGGAGAUUUUGAACCCUUCACACUUACUGUAUGUGCGAUGCUCCCAGAUACACUAUUUUAUUCUUUUAUGCUACUGUUGACAUCAUCCUGUUGACCCCAUGUGGGGAAUUGGUUUGAUUGGUUCACGGGGGUGAAAAUCGCCUGCAACUGUUUAGCUGGUACUGAAUUGUAUGAUAAUGCCGGUAGCAGAAGAAACUGA